Molecule: messenger RNA, 2949 nt
Organism: Saccharomycopsis crataegensis
Lineage: Eukaryota; Fungi; Ascomycota; Saccharomycetes; Ascoideales; Saccharomycopsidaceae
Product: Zn(II)2Cys6 transcription factor
Exons: 1
Coding region: 1-2949 (982 amino acids)
Biological process (GO): regulation of DNA-templated transcription
Molecular function (GO): DNA-binding transcription factor activity, RNA polymerase II-specific; zinc ion binding
Source: RefSeq, a predicted model, not a curated record
AUGGAAACUAAAAGAAAACGUAACAGGAUACCGCAAUCAUGCUCUUUGUGUCGCUCUAGAAAGAAGAAAUGUGAUAAGAGGCGGCCUGUAUGUACUUAUUGUCUUCAACAUGGUUAUUCGUCGAGAUGUCAUUAUGAGUCUGAAGGUCAAUAUAAUACUAUUUCGCCACCAUACCCUGAUCUUUCUGAGACGUCAUCUUCUGGAAUGUCACAGAUACGUUCUCAAGUGUCUCAUUUGAAAGAUCAUAUCCACAGAUUGGAAUUACUAUUAGAGCAAAAAAGCCCUCCUGAGUUUGAUAACAAGAGUACCAGCUGCCUUCCGAGCUCCGCGAAACAUGAUCGAUUCGGCCAAAAUUUUGAAUAUAGUGGCUAUGAAAUUCCAAACGCUAUGAUUGAUGGAGAGGCCAGAUAUGACUUUUUCACCGGCAAAGUUUUCAUUUCUGUUGGUUCAAACUCGCUAAUUCUGCACAAACCCCUUCACCGGGCGGCACUAUUUGCCAAUGACCAGUUCUACGUCUCUUCCGCAUGUCACAUCAACGGAUUUUAUAAGCAUUUAAAACAAUUUUCAAAAGAAAAUACUCUCAAUAAAGAUUUGACAAUACUAAUUUCUCCAUUGCCAGAAAAGCUCAACGAGAAGUUCAAAUCGGGGAAAUUUAGAUUUAUCAUUAAUAUGGCGUUGCUGAAGACAAGUGCGCUUUUGGAAUACAAUCUAAAGAUUCUAACUAGCUUGAAUAUGGCAAGACAGAAUAUAAAUUAUUUCCCUUCUUAUAGGGAGACAUUUUCCAAUGAAAACUCAAGAGCUUCUCUCAUACAAGACAUAGAGAGAUUACUACCGGAAAAACCAGCACAUUUAAGGUACCUUUGGAAUAUUUUUGAGAGAUAUGUUCAUCCUUUCAUUCCAAUUUUAGACUUACAUUGCUUUAAACGGGAUAUUGAGUUAAUAGUUGUGGGGCUUUAUAUAGGUCAAGAACGCUCUGACUUUGGGGCUUCACACUUUUCCGAGACUCGAAGGUGUAAUAUUUCGUUGACUUCCUUCAUUGACUUUGGCGUGCUUGCUUCAUUUUUAAUAAUCUUGAGAAUUAGUUACUGUGUUCUUAAAUCUAAUUUCCAAGUAGCUACCCCAUCAAAUCCAAUAGAGCUCGAAAUGGUAAAUAUAGACAACUUACAGUAUAUCGGGAAUGACUAUAUCACUCUAGCGUCUAUAUGUUUAUCUCAAGCGAAAUAUUUGACUAAAUCUAGUAUCACUUCCAUGAAUGCAAAUAUUUUAGUGGCAUACUACUUUGGAAUGGCAGAAGAGCAUGGCUCACUCUACGAAACAGAGCGAGUAAAUUUACUAAGUACCAUUCAUGGCCUUUCCAAAUCGAUAGGGCUAGGCAGAGACUGGUCGAACAUGUCUUUUGGUGAACUGGGAACUCAACCAGGUGUUGAUUUUCAGCAUAGGGAAAAGCUAGUUUAUAUUUCUAGAAGGACUUUUCACAGUAUAAUGAGAUUAAAUGUUGAGGAAUUUGUACUAAGUGGGGUGGCAUCAAACAUUGGGCUAAAUAGAGGCACACUUGUUGACUUACCAAUAAGACCAAAAUAUUCUGACUCUGAAAAUGACAUAAAAUUUAUUAAUGAGCUACUGGUGGCGGAGGAGUUGCAAUUCGAUUUGUUAGUUGAUUUUGAUUACGUGAAACAGGAUGAGAUACAUCGAUUAUUAUUAAAGUUCGAGACUUUAAUCCAUGACAAUAAUAGCGUAAAUCUAACAGAAGUUUCCUCAUUAUAUAAUAUUUACAAGAACUAUAUUUCCUCAGAAUUUGGAGACCCGUGUGAAUAUUUCAAGGAUUGGGAAAAUUUUACCUCUUUCUUUUGUGCAAGAUCGGACUCUUCGAGCUGGAUAAUUAAGUUAGAGAGUUCGUAUUUAAUUGUGCUCAAUAAAAUAUUGCAACUCAGGCGAUUUCUUACAAUAAUUAUUAUCCAAGUCAAGCUAAUUAUUAUUCUAAUAAAUUAUUAUGAAGAAAAACAAAAUCAACAGUUAUACUCCUAUUGUUUAAAAGAAUUGUUCAAGCUCAGUCGAACUAGUACAAAUAUUUUUGCUCGAGAUUUUUCUAUACAAAAUGAUGUGUUUUUGGAUAUUGAAAGUGACGAGAACUUCAAGAAUUUUAAUUAUAGAAUUCUCCCACUACUAGGAAGGUUAAUUAUUCUAGUGCUAUCUGUGUUUGGCAGCUUAAUUUUUCGGUCUCUAGUUUCUAUCUUUCUUCUUAAAUAUCAAAUCACUCAGAUUUCCAAAAAUGUGGAUCCUGCUAUGAAUGGGUUAUCUGAAUCUCUUGUGUAUAAGUUGGGGUAUCUUAUGGAAUUCAAGAAUACCUUGAUGAAGAAUUUUGAGGUUCUUAAUAAAGCAUAUUUCCAGAAAAGUGUUCGAUUAUAUUAUGGUGAUACGAAAGUGAACCUUUCUUUUAUGUUGGCAUUUGAUGAAUUCAGACGUCUUAAUAAUUUGCAGGAAAAAAAUGAUGAUAUUACUGGUGCUGAGCUCUUUGGAUUCAUAUUUGAUAUAAGAAAUGACCAGGAAUCAGGAAAGCCCAAUGAUUAUACAAAAAACAUGCCUGAUCUUGUUGGUGAUAAUGAAGGCUUUCUAAGGAACUAUCGUGCCUCUAUUGGUUUUAAAUUCGAACCUCGUCCAAUACCAAACAAGUGCCUCCUACUAGAGGUUCACUCUUUCCAAUUUAAGGAAUAUCUUGAAAUUUUAUCGCAUGAUGACGAAUCUCACGAAAAUAAUAAAUCUAAAGGACCUACUUCUUCAAACAUGGAUUCCAGCGAAACUAGAGCUUCUCAUUCAGAAAAUUCAUGCGGUUUUAUUGAUCGGCUAUUGAACCUGGUUAGAGGAAACGACAUAUAUGAGACUAUGGACGAGCUCACAAGACCAGAAAUAACCAUGAAUGGGGAACCUAAAGAGUACAGGCAUAAGCCUUAA